This is a messenger RNA of Colletotrichum higginsianum IMI 349063, 900 nucleotides long. Its product is annotated as Major allergen asp f 2-like protein. Lineage: Eukaryota; Fungi; Ascomycota; Sordariomycetes; Glomerellales; Glomerellaceae. The transcript has a single exon. Gene Ontology annotation, molecular function: zinc ion binding; metallopeptidase activity; integrin binding. The record is from RefSeq and is a predicted model, not a curated record. The coding region runs from base 1 to 900 and encodes 299 amino acids. Gene Ontology annotation, cellular component: fungal-type cell wall; cell surface; extracellular region.
AUGAUGUACGGCUUCGCCACCGCAGCCCUGCUGCUCUCCGCCCUCACGGACGCGACCCCCCUCGCCCGCCGCCAGGCUUCCGAGACCGUCUCCGUCCCCGCUGCCGCCGCCACCCCGACGCCGCAGGCCCCCUACGACUGGUCCGCCGGCUGGCAGAAGACGUUCCCCAUCCACCAGUCCUGCAACGUCACCCUCCGCGCCCAGCUCGAGGUCGCCCUCGCCGAGACCCAGCAGCUCGCCGCCCACGCCCGCGACCACAUCCUCCGCUUCGGCAACUCGUCGGAGCACGUCCGCAAGUACUUCGGCAACGCCUCCACCUCCACCCCCGUCGGCUGGUACGACCGCGUCGUCAACGCCGACAAGACCGGCAUGACCUUCCGCUGCGACGACCCGGACCGCAACUGCGCCACCCAGGAGGGCUGGGCCGGCCACUGGCGCGGCUCCAACGCCACCCAGGAGACCGUCAUCUGCCCGCUCUCCUUCGCCAUCCGCCGCCCGCUCUCCUCCGUCUGCGGCCUCGGCUACAAUGUCGCCAACUCCAAGCUCAACACCUUCUGGGCCACCGACCUCCUCCACCGCGCCUUCCACGUGCCCCUCAUCUCCGAGGGCGUCGUCGAGCACUACGCCGAGGACUACGCCGAGGCCCUCGACCUCGCUAAGAACAACGCCUCCCUCUCCGUCAUCGACAGCGACGCCCUGCAGUACUUCGCCAUCGACGUCUGGGCCUACGACAUCGCCGCCCCCGGUGUCGGCUGCUCCGGCGAGCUCGAGGAGGAGGACAAGGAGGAGCCCACCCCGACCACUACCGCCGCCGGCUCCGCUGCCACCACCGCCGCCGCCACCUCCAGCGCGCCCCAGGAGUGCCACACCCACGCCGACGGUGUUCUUCACUGCGUCUAA